GCAGGAGGACCGCCCUAAUGAAACUCCUUGCGACGUGGAAUUCGGCACUCGUGCCAGACUUUAAUCUUUUCUUCUUCUUUUUACUCCCUUUUGUUUUAUUCUUUCAGGGAGACUAACGAGAUACUCUUGGACUCCGCCUACAAACAACGUAGACACGUGGUGAUCAUCCACUAGGAGUACGAAGGGCCAUUUGGAUUGAUUAAACGCUAAACUGAUAAUAGAGAUUACGUGUAAUAGUUAGUGCAGCGUGACAAGGCAACGCCUUGGUGAGGUCUAUUUAAAAUAUUUCAUUCAAUUUUCACCGUGAAAUAUUUCCAAACGUUGAUAAACCAAAAGACAGAACAGCUGUGACAUUCUGGUAAUUCAUACAGUUGGAGCUACAAAGUUAUAGAGCAUCUCCAAAUGAUGCAAUAGAAUAAUAGUAAUAAUAGGAUACUAUGGUUAGAGCUAAGAGUCAUAAAUGUUAAGAGUUCUAUAUAUAAGUUACAAUUGAAACACCCAGGCAAAGUAAGGUAUGUACGUCAGCACAAGAAAGGUAAACAGUACCAGGUAAAUGUAGCUUGACGAAAUUUUUUAAGCACGUAAAACACAUUCUACCUCGGGUAAUCACUACGUUUUAACUACACAGGUACUCUUUCUGUGGAUGUCUACCUGACAGAUUAGGACUCUCCUAUCACCACGUACGCCUCUACGAGUAAACCGAAGAAAAGCGUAUAUCGUAAAUCGCACAUAGUACCCAGAGAUCCAUAGCUUAUCUUCUGACACGCAAGUUUACAUAGCUGGGAGUAUUAUGUAUACGUAUAGCCUAAGGAAUUUCGCACUAGCCAAAUCAGCGCUGAAGGAUCCUUUCCGUAGCAGGCUCAGGAGGUUCUUUCCCAAACGUACUGUCAGCAUGGAGCGUCGUGCCUAGAGUGUUGGGUGGUAAAGUGUAGUAACGGGCAUAGAGGUCUACCAAGUCUUGGAGUAAAAAGCCUGGCGAUUGGUUCGAGGUCCGAGGUCUGAUCCCUGACUACGAAAGCGGAGUAUUACAGUAGAGAGUUUGCCGUCGAAGGGGAUGGCUCGCUCUUAAUUCGUAGUGGGCCGUGUCGCGUGUGUCAACCACAUUGCCAAGGCUCUCUGUCUCCACUUGGAGCAGAGGAUCACGUCGUUGCUCGACCUGUCCCACAUUCCACAGCACAGUCCCAACUCGUGACACACGACCAGAAUUUAUCAAGGAGAACUUGUGAAGAAAAAAAAAGUGGUUGAGUCAAGAUGGACCGAUCCACGAGGACCAUUCUGCGCAAGCUGGUUAUAGACUUCCUAUGUCUUUUGAUUGUGGGCAUGGUGGUUCUGUACUUCUUCUUGUUCGGAAAGCCAUUCAAGCGGGGAUUCUUCUGUAACGACGAAUCUCUUUAUCAUCCUUAUGCAAAUUCCACGGUGACCAGUGCGAUGCUUUACAUCACUGGUCUCUUCCUUCCUAUAUGCGUGAUGAUAAUAGGGGAGUACGUACACUCCAAGAAGAGUCCUGGUCAGUCUGCUAUGGUAUUUUUUGGAUACACGAUACCACCCUGGAUAGUAAAGGCUUACUCCAAAAUUGGGGUCUUUGGCUUCGGUGCGAUAUCCACUACUCUGAUAACUGACAUUGCGAAGUACAACAUUGGCAGACUGAGACCGCACUUUAUGACAGCCUGUGUACCUAACGUCGAUUGUAGCCUGCCUGAAAAUCAGCACCGUUAUAUUGAGGACUUCACCUGUACGGCGACUAACGUCUCGGCGAGACUCCUGAAGGAGAUCAGGUUGUCCUUCCCAUCAGGACACUCGUCUUUCUCUGCUUACACGAUGGUCUAUCUUGCGAUGUACCUCCAACUAAGGUUCACGUGGCGAGGUAGCAGGUUGCUCAAGCAUUUUUUACAGCUUAUAUGUUUAUCCAUGGCGUGGUUCACGGCGAUGAGUCGUGUCUCAAAUUAUAAGCAUCAUUGGAGCGACGUCCUGGCUGGUUCUUCACUUGGGAUCAUCAUCGCCCUGAUAGUUGCUUUCUGCAUAGCGGAUCUCUUCAAGAAAAAAAGAGGUCCCUCGGUAGACGUCGACAAGUCCAAGGCGUGCGAAUAUGAAGGUCAGACAGAAAUGGAUGCGGAGGGUACACAGACAGAGUCUAGACCGCUACGAAGUGUUACGCCUACUUAUGGCGGUACCAUCACGCUUACAAGAGGCGCAUGAUUUAAAAAUCAAUCCGCUCGAUGCACGCCCAUUCCAAUCUUAAUCUAUAAGACCAUCCUGACUUAUUUAUUACACCAGUUUAGCUUUGCUAAUAAAAUCAUCUACAACAA
This is a messenger RNA of Cephus cinctus (wheat stem sawfly), 2306 nucleotides long. RefSeq names its product putative phosphatidate phosphatase (gene wun). Bases 1252 to 2196 code for a protein of 314 amino acids. Gene Ontology annotation, biological process: phospholipid dephosphorylation; phospholipid metabolic process; signal transduction. The transcript is spliced from 10 exons. NCBI's taxonomy places the organism in Eukaryota, Metazoa, Arthropoda, Insecta, Hymenoptera, Cephidae. Gene Ontology annotation, molecular function: phosphatidate phosphatase activity. The record is from RefSeq and is a predicted model, not a curated record.